Messenger RNA from Mytilus trossulus (common blue mussel), 933 nucleotides. RefSeq names its product caprin-2-like. The transcript is spliced from 2 exons. The record is from RefSeq and is a predicted model, not a curated record. Gene Ontology annotation, molecular function: protein binding. Lineage: Eukaryota; Metazoa; Mollusca; Bivalvia; Mytilida; Mytilidae. The coding region runs from base 1 to 933 and encodes 310 amino acids.
AUGACGUUGAUUGUCUUUGGAUUUCUUCUCUGUGUUCUUGCAUUCUCUGUGAAAAGUGAAACUCAAUGUAUAGAGUACGAUAAGAUUCGUGACCUAGUGCGUGAAGAAAUACAGAACUUUCAGGACCCAAAGAUUUUAAAAUUGGAACAUAAGGUAAUGAAAAUGACUGAGCAGCUGUAUAGACAGGAAGAACACAUUCAAAGUCAAAAGACACUUAUCGAAGAGCAGCAACGCUACAUAAAUAUUCAGGAAAUACAAAUUCAAACCCAUGAGAAACAGAUAAACGAGGCUGUUGAACAUAUUUCUAUGCUGGAAGGAAAAUCAAUCAAUGAAGCGAGACAGAAACAAUCAGAUGGGGGCUAUGAAAUAAAACCAUGGAAACAGACAGAAGCACGUGACUUUGGAAAUAUCAGCAGCCAUUCGUUUCUAGACUACGCACUACGUCAGUCGAUUAAGUCCAUAACAGAAGAGAAAACCAGAAAUAAGAAGGAAAGACAUUCUCUAACAAAACGAUUAGAAUUGAAUGAUAGCAUUGUAGCAUUUUAUGCCUAUAUGAGUAAAGACGAAUUGCAACCAGGACAAAAUCACAUACUCGUAUUUGAUGACGUCAAGACAAACGUUGGACUUGCCUUUAACAAACACAAUGGGAUGUUUACUGCUCCAGUUAAUGGCGUAUACGUUUUUAUCUGGACUGUUGUUUGUGGUAGACACAAUUUUAACUUUUCUCAGCUGGUUAUCAAUUCUAAUCCAUUCGGUGCCAUUUUAACAGACAGCGACGGGGUUGACGAUAUACAUACAGUAACCGGAAGUGUUGUAGCAGAACUAACCCAGGGAGAUGUUGUUUACAUACGUACUCACCCCACUGAUAGUAUAGAUGGAAUUAUCGUUAGUCGAGCUGAUAUGCAUACAAGUUUCAACGGAUGGAAACUGUAA